AUGCCUCCGAAAAAGAGGCAAGCGGCCACUAAAAAUACGAAGAAACGAGUAACCGAAGACGUUAGUGAGAUGGAAACAGACCUCCGUGUGGAGGCGGAUCCGAAUGCAACAAAGACUCGGCGAGACGGCCCAUUCAUUAUUUCCGGAGAACGGGAAAGCAUGGUCUAUGACAAAAUCACCCAAAUGGACAUCCGACCUCCUAAGAAGCUUAAGAUGUCCGAUUUGUAUUUUCUUCAGUUGGAGGAGCGAGUGGUGGAAUAUUUGAGGGCUUUGCGUUUAUACCAAUACGCCACAAUGGAGCAAGACGCCGUGAUCGCUGUGAUCAUGGAGUUCUAUACCACAUUGACGGUGCUCGAUAAAGACAAACGGCUUGCUUGCCGGCUCCAGGGGAAGGAGGUUACAAUUGACUACGCAUUGAUGAAUGAAAUCUUUGGCUUUCCAAAGACCGGGCCGAGUGAGGUGCCUAGCGGACAUUUGAUUACAAGGAUCGCGGAUCACUUUGAUCUCGUAUACGGAGAGGAGACCGUCCAUGUGAAGUGGAUUGAUUCGAGGGAGCUCAUUAGCUCCCAUAUUGCUAUGGAUAGCUCCACACUUCACCCCCAUGAGUCCCGCGAAUGUGUUAUGAACUACUUCAAACGCCACAACUUAGCCGGAGCCGAGAAAGUCGCCAUUGAAGGAGCACCUCCCAAGACGCUCGACCUUCCUUCUCUCGAAGGUCCUCAGCCGACCACCGAGACCGCCAAUGAUGUCCCUUCGAUGUCUGGCUACACUACCAACCCGUGGGACGGGUUCGCCGCGCACGUGACCACACUUUUGAAUCAA
Striga asiatica is the source of this 822-nucleotide messenger RNA. The record is from the annotation of a GenBank genome assembly. NCBI's taxonomy places the organism in Eukaryota, Viridiplantae, Streptophyta, Magnoliopsida, Lamiales, Orobanchaceae.